Molecule: messenger RNA, 4146 nt
Organism: Orussus abietinus
Lineage: Eukaryota; Metazoa; Arthropoda; Insecta; Hymenoptera; Orussidae
Gene: Cow
Product: proteoglycan Cow
Exons: 10
Coding region: 196-1626 (476 amino acids)
Biological process (GO): establishment of protein localization to extracellular region
Molecular function (GO): protein binding; calcium ion binding
Source: RefSeq, a predicted model, not a curated record
GUAGGACGGUCGCGGCCGAGCAGGCUUUCUCGAGGUGAGAGUGGACCGAGCGGAGCGCCGGUCGCCGAUACGUCGCUGGGCGUCUCUCACGAGGUGCGGGAAAAAAUCGCGGCGGAUUCGGGCCGCGGGCUACAGGCGCGUCGCCAGGAUCGCCGGUGCGAGGAGAGGUGAGGAGAGAACCCGUCAAGUGCGAAGAUGCGUCUCCGGUGCGUGCUCCCGGCCGCGGUGCUGCUCCUCGCGGCGGCCGAGGUCGCGGCCAAGCGGAAAUUCGACGGGGACUUCGAGUUCGCCGAGGAGGACGACACUCGAGCCCCGAAAGCCGGCGACAAGAAGCGGUGGAUUUACGACCCUAAAAACAAGCUCUGUCGGUCUCUGACCUGCGAGAAGAAGGAGAUAUGCCUGAUGGAGGACUCCGUCACGGCGGUCUGCGUGUCCACGAAGAAGCUCCUGAAGUACGGGGACGUCUUGGUUCCCUCUCGAGCCCAACAGCAUCGGUCGAGGAUGGAUGCCACCGUCGACGCCGACGCCGAGGACGACGACGCCUUCUACGAUUCCGAGGACGACUACGAGGACCAGGAGGAGACCAAAUGCCAGGAGUGUCCGGUGAUCAAGCCCGUUUUCCUCUGCGGAAACGACAAUCGAACGUACAGCUCGCCCUGCAGGCUGAGAUACCACAAUUGCAUCCAUUCCACUUCCGUCUACGUCAUGUGUGCAGGAUUUUGCCCCUGUAAACGGUUCGACUUACACUCGCCGGGGAAGAAGCUGCAGAUGCAGAUGCAGAAGUCGCUGACGGGGAAGACGAGCCGCAACCGCGACAUCACCCUGACCCCCCGCGACUUCAAUUACGACAAUCACCAUUAUCAGUACCUCAAGUACUCGAAGCGCGCCAAGGCCCUGGCUUUGAGCAACCGACGCGACGACAGACAACCCAUGAACAACGAGGUGACGGAAAAGACCCCCUCCGCUCUGCGCCCGGCAUACAACUCCCACGCGCAGUCGACCAGCAAAAAUGGAGAGUGUCCACCAUCGGGCAAACCCGCGAUGGCGAAUCGUCUUUUGGACUGGUUUUCAGUGGUCAUGGCAGACGCUAAACAUCGACGUCAACGCUCCAAGGCCAAAGGGCACUUCCCACCCGGCUGCCAGAGCGAGGUCAGAUGGAUGUUUGGCCACUUGGACCUCGACGGAGAUGGCCGAAUCUCCCUUUCGGAGCUCUACGGAUUGGAACACGACCAGAACGAGCCGUGCUUGAAGCCGUUCCUGGACGCCUGCGACAUCGACGGGGACAUCUUCGUCAGCGGUCCCGAGUGGUGCGGGUGCUUCUCCAAGGCCGAGCGACCUUGCGCAGCGGUUCGCAGACGAUCAUCCCCGGAAGUCGCUCCGUCCUGUGACUCUCGAGGAUAUUAUCGAACCACCCAGUGUCAUCGAGAUUUGGGGCUCUGCUGGUGCGUCGACCCCCACGGCGUAGAGUUCGCCGGCACCAGGAUUCGCGGUGAAAAGCCCGAUUGUGACGCAAUAGUGAAGAAGAUAAGCAACGGCGGCCUAAAGACGAAUAGCGUGGACCUCGAGGACGACGAGGAUUCCGCGCAGGACCUGGAGGGAUCCGCGGACCAGCCUCUGGAUUUCUAGAACCCCGAAGACCUGUGACGCUCUUCGUGGCUGGACGACACCUCUUUCCUUGAUCGUAACGAACGACGUCUGCCUAAGAUUGGUCAACUUCGUCAAAGGAGCUCGUAGGUCUCGACGUGGCCGGUUCGUCUCGCCGUGCCGGAAGGAGGUGUCGCCCUGCUCGCGCCUCGACGACCUCGAGGAGCGCAUCGUAACGCCUCCCUAGUUGGGACACCUCCGAGCACACGACUCACCUAGAAAUAAUAUAAUUACAAACUAUUUAUGCAUUUAAAAUUAGAGAGACGUUACCGAGGAGGCGGAGCAGCAGGAGCGAGUACGAGGGAGGAGAGGAACUUACCGACUACACGCCGACGAGCCGUACACUCCAUGACGCAUUACAAAUUACUACCUAGAAGUACAGAAUACUCUUUAUCAUUUCUAAACGGUAGGUCUACCGAUACACACGUAAUAUCUAAGCAUCAUAUACCGUCUUUACGACUCACUAUAAAUAUGCAAAUAUCUAUAUAAGACCCAAGUUGGCUGAGAGGGAAAGAUCCGGGGAUGGGUGGGGAAUAGGGCCAUUAUGGUGUUUAGAGGAACACCCCAGGUUCGGGAAAAAUACGUCGAGCUUUAGUUAUGUUUUACGAAUAGUUUAUUAGUGGCUGUUGCUAGUCCGUUGUUCGACACGGUCUUUGGUGAAAUUAGUUGUUACUCCUAUUUAUUUUUGACCCGCGACUCGAAACGAGCCUCGGGGUAGGUUACUUUGCCUCUCGUAGCCAUCUUGCUUUGCGACGUUUUAGUAUUACUGUAAGAUAUAAAAAUCGAAGACUCGAGGAGGUCUACGCGGUUCGUUACCUUGUCAAGAAUGUAUAACGUCAAGCCUCGAUUUUAUACAUUUUUUUCAACGUAUGCGGCCCAGGGACGAUGCCGAUCGUGCCGAUCGUGUCCAAUACAUCGUCAGAGUGAUGUGAAAUUCCAGGUGUGACUCCCAAAAUUAAUAUCUAUCUUUCGGGAGAUUUGUUUACUUCUCUCUCCGACGGAAACUUGGGUCUUGGUACACCAGUUGGAAAGUUACAUAUUUUCAAUACGGCACUUGUAUUUUGCUAUUAAAGCCUCUUUUGCUAAUCCCGUAUUUUGGCUUACGAAGAGGGCAACGAAUCGAGGUUCUAAAAGGUGUACAUGUUUUCAAUGCGAAGAACACUUAUCGAAUAUACCCAGGUCUUUUAUGGGGUUGCACCUGGCAUUGUCCUUGAGCUUGGAACGAAAAUUUCGCGAAACCGGAACCAACCGGGCUUCUCGAAAGAGUGCACCGAUCGAUUCCUUUCGGAGCCGCAGAGAUUUUGUUGCCGCCUCGCUAAAGUACUUAACCGUCCCGCAUUUAGUAUGUAAUUAACGCUUAAUUCAAGUUACCGCGUAGAGGGUAGACUCCUUGAGGAUCGACGGAGUGUCGGGACGAUCCUCGGCAGAUAGACGAGAAAUAUAUUAUUCAAGGCAAUAAUUCACUUUGUCCCGCCGUAGCGAGGAAGAGAGCGCAGAUAGUCGACGUCGUUCUUCCGCAAAAGCCUAUCGGGAACGGUCAAGGUGUUUUUACUUAGAUAUUUGACUUAAAGGAUAUACGCAGUACGCUCUAGAUACUAGAUCGGCAUGUAACUCAUAGAGAAGCGAUCGGUGUGUCUCAAGCGGUUACGCCUCUCGAAAGGGCAUUUCCACGUCUGCUCAGCUAAUUCUUCCGGAAAUCGCAGACUCGAUGUUCGCAACUGCUCUUCAGACCCGAAGACGCGUAUGCCUCUUCGUUAGACGUGUAGUUCGAUAAGCAGGCCGAGGGCCAAGCGACGUAACGAUUUUACUUUCAAAGGGAAAUCCGCUUCUCUGUCGUCGUUAAAAAGAAAAAAAAAUCGAACCGCUCGUUCCGAAUUGCCAAGAGUCAAGGGGAGAUUUACCGAGGAUUGUUCUCCUGGUUUCGAGGACGUCUUUUCGCUUUGUUUCCUUCUUUCUAAACGCGGUCGUCCCUUCGAUUGGACCGGGGCAAAAUCCUGCUGGAACACUUAACCGAUUCGUAUAAUCCUUUAGGAGUAUAUUAUAUCUACAUGCCAUUUAAUCGAUUACGAAGGAUCAGUCACGGUGAACUCGUAGCAGAACCCUUGCUACGUCUAAAAGCAGAACUAUGAAAACUGAGUAUGUGUCCGUGUGUGCAUGUCGAACCGAGUGUCCAAGAGAGAAAGGAGCGAGAGAGUCGCGUUCACGUACACACAUUCCUCACACUGUCGACCUAGAAGUAAUUAUAGUGAUUCCGGGAUAUAAGAAAAAAAAAUAAUAAUACAGAGAACAAAAAGCUCCGGCGUUACCUCUUGCAUUGUGUAUAUAAUGAUAUAUACAGUAAAAAGGAAGCAUCGUCCGAGACACUCGUGCGUGAUUUUUUGUAAGGUAUGCUCCGGAUCAAAGCGUAAAGAAUUUCUACUUAAUUUGGAGGCUACCGUAGAUGUCCAAUUGAUAUUGUACAUGUGGCUGUAAGGAUUCUUUAUGAAUAAAGAUUGUUGUAGA